AAAAUGUCAAAGACGAAGACGAGAAUCCCGGUGGAUGUACCGUCAUGCAGCGCGCUAGGUUCUUCCAGAGAACAGAGAUGGCGGCCGGUUAGAGCUACACGUAAACACAGCAUUUCCAUUAAGCCGGACUCCCCGAAACGCUGAGGGGCAGCCAGCCUCACGCACCGCCGCGGUGACACCGCAGCAGUCACACGGAAGGUCCCCGGCGGACUCUUCGUUCAACCUGAGCAAAUUUACAAACCCUACUUCCAAACAAAAACAUUAAAACAUGGACGAACACCCUGGAGGAGGUGCAGGAGGAGGAGCGGCCGCCCCGCGACAGCCGCCUUCACCGCAGCAGCACCAGCAGGGCAGCAGCAGCGGCGGUCCCCCCAUCGGAGCAGUCAUGGUCCCGCAGCAGAACGAAGACUUGCCCCGGCCACAUCAGCAGUACACUAUUCCCGGGAUCUUGCACUACAUCCAACACGAGUGGGCCCGGUUCGAGAUCGAGAGGGCACACUGGGAAGUGGAGAGGGCCGAACUCCAGGCCAGGAUAGCGUUCCUGCAGGGGGAGAGGAAGGGCCAGGAGAACCUGAAGAACGACCUGGUUAGGAGAAUCAAAAUGUUAGAAUACGCUUUAAAGCAGGAAAGAGCAAAAUACCACAAGUUAAAAUAUGGAACAGAGUUAAACCAAGGAGACAUGAAGAUGCCAAUCUUUGAGUCAGACACCAAAGAGUCGGAGGUCUCUGCUGUCCCUGCCAACAGUCAGCUAAUGUGGAAACAAGGCCGGCAGCUCCUCAGACAGUACCUUCAAGAAGUGGGAUACACAGACACCAUUUUGGAUGUUCGCACUCAGAGGGUUCGCUCUCUGCUCGGCCUGUCGGGUUCUGAGCAGAACGGAUCGAUGGAGAAUAAGAACUUGCAGCACCUGAUCAAUGGAACGGAGCGCUGCAAAGAUCCCAAGAGGAUUCCAAAUGACAAUCUGGAGACGUUCAACUUCCUGGAAAACGCAGAGGACAGCGAUGAGGAGGAGGACGAGGAAGGAGACCUGAUGGAUGACAUCAGCUCUGACAAACAACACAGACCUAAGAAACACAAGCCUAACAUAGGGAACGAGGGCCUGGCAUCAGAGGACGACGCAGACACAGAGGAAGCCCUGAAGGAGUUUGACUUCUUGGUGACAGCAGAGGACGGAGAGGGAGCCGGAGAAGCUCGCAGCUCUGGAGACGGGACAGAGUGGGCGGAACCGCUACCGUUCCCCUCCGGCGGGGGGAAGUCCUUCCUGCUGGGAGGGCCGGACGACGUGCUGGAAAGCGUGUUGGGUUUGGGGGACCUGGCAGACCUCACCGUCACCAACGACGAGACGGACUUUGGCUAUGAUCUGUCGUCCAGUAAAGAGUCUGCGUUCAGGAAGACGUGGAACCCUAAGUACACAUUGCGCAGCCACUUCGAUGGCGUCCGGGCGCUGGCAUUCCACCCCGUGGAGCCCUGCCUGGUCACCGUGUCUGAAGACCACACCUUGAAGCUGUGGAACCUCACCAAGACCGUCCCAGCCAAAAAAAGUGCCUCUUUUGAUGUGGAGCCCAUCUACACAUUCAGGGGUCACAUCGGCCCGGUUCUGUCCUUGGCCAUGACCUCCAGCGGUGAGCAGUGUUUCAGUGGAGGCAUCGACUCCACCAUCCAGUGGUGGAACAUCCCCAGCUCUAACGUCGACCCAUAUGACACCUACGAUUGCAGCGUCCUGGCGGGGUCGCUGCUGGGUCACGCCGACGCCGUGUGGGGAUUGGCUUACAGCGGCAUCAAGAACCGCCUCCUGUCCUGUUCCGCUGACGGAACCGUCAAGCUGUGGAACACUGUGGAGAAAGACCCGUGCAUCAGCACUUUCAACACAAACCAUGAGCACGGAAUCCCCACAGCCGUAGACUUCAACGGUUGUGACCCCGCCCACAUGGUGGCAUCCUUUAACAACGGAGACGUGGCGAUAUACGACCUGGAAACGUCCCAGACUGCGCUGGUGCUGAAGGGUCAAGGAGACAGCACCGUCCCGGGUUUGAAUCACAUCAAUAAAGUGGUGAGUCACCCCACGCUGCCCGUCACCAUCACAGCUCACGAGGAUCGCCACAUCAAGUUCUUCGAUAACAAGUCAGGUAAAAUGAUCCACGCCAUGGUGGCCCAUCUGGACGCAGUGACCAGUCUGGCCGUGGAUCCUAACGGGAUCUACUUGAUCUCUGGCAAAAUAUUGUUACUGGAGCGGAGGAGCUGUCCUGUCGGCCAUGCCAGCGCUCACAGAUUAACCGUCGCUCGGUGACUAACUUCACUGCCACAGAUUAAAGAGCAGAAGUCACACGGAUGAAAGGAGAACGGUUCAGAUGAAACACACUGGAUGGAUGGUUUAAUAAGAACCUAAAUGUUAUUGAAAUCAGGUAUGUAAAGAACAGACACAGGUCAGCACCAUGUUAUACUGUUAGACAGCAGCUGCUCUCACACCGGUGUUAUGACACCUCUGGUCCUGAUGGGAAGAAUUACCGGCCGAUUACAGCAGCAGAGCCAGAAAUAAUCUGUUCUUGUAGUUCAGAAAGGGAAAUCAGAUAAAAUGAGUGUCAAGUCAAAGCUUUAGAAACUGGCCACUAAAUCCAGAUUCUCCCUCUGAAGCUGGAAAAAUAACAGUACAAAAAUCUAUCAGCCUGACCUAAAAUACCUGAUCUGAUUAUUUAAAUGACAUUUCUUCUGACUUUUUACAUCAAAAAUGUCUGAAAUAUGGAUCCAAACUGUAAACUCAAUGUCUAAAUCAGGGGUGUCCAACGAGUGGCCCGGGGGCCAUUUGUGGCCCUUGGACUGAUUUUUGUGUGGACUCAGCUUCUUUUUGUUUUGUUUUUAAAUCAGGAGAAAAUUGUAAACAUCAUUUUCUUACAAUGGAAAAUGUAAAGUGCAAAAUAAAAUAUUCAUUUUUACAACCAAGCUUGUAUAAUAAGCAGAACCACAUUUAUCCAGAAACUUUUACUUCAUGCUGAACCCAAAUCAUCUUUAUUUAUGAAACUUGGUUAAAUAUUGACAAGUGUUUUGAAAGGGACACAAAUCCUGUUCCCAUUACAGAGAAUCAAUUGUUCGAUAAAUUUGUCCAAAGCCCAAAGAAUUGGAACGCUGGUGUCAUAAUAUAGCAAACGUGUAAAUCCUUUAAGUUUUGGAUCUAUGGUGAAGAACAUCUUUUUUCUUGGGGGGGAAAAAAAAUCUGACCACUUUAUUUGUUGGAUUGUAGUAUUUAUUUAUUUUGUAUGUCUUGGCCUGUGAUUACGUUUGAGAGAAGGUUUGGACGCCCCUGGUCUGAACCACUGAGUUUUUAUUUCUGGUGUCGCUGAUCCAACUGAAGUUGUUUUCCAGUGACGAGACGUUUAGUGACCCGCUCAGCCUGAACCCAGCUGUUCUUCGGGGCCGACCGACUCCUCAUCCUCACGUCACCUCUGUCAGUGUUUGGCUCCUGUGUGUGUUUCUGCAGAUGUUACUGACCUCGCACACACAGACACACACAUCUAGAGUGUGUUUUUAGCAGAAAGCAGCCCAUUGGAGCUCCUAGAAAAAGUGGUCUUUGGUAGCCACCUUUUAGAAUGUGACUUCAUUGUUGUGCUUUGUUCUGAUGCACAGUUUUAGUUUGACGUUUUGUUUGUUUGAAGAGUUCCUAACCUGAGUGGCUUCUGGUUGAUCACAAGUCCAAAUAAAUGCUUUUGUUUUAAA
This is a messenger RNA of Xiphophorus maculatus (southern platyfish), 3708 nucleotides long. RefSeq names its product striatin 3 (gene strn3). NCBI's taxonomy places the organism in Eukaryota, Metazoa, Chordata, Actinopteri, Cyprinodontiformes, Poeciliidae. Bases 269 to 2287 code for a protein of 672 amino acids. Gene Ontology annotation, cellular component: dendrite. Gene Ontology annotation, molecular function: protein phosphatase 2A binding; calmodulin binding; armadillo repeat domain binding. The transcript is spliced from 16 exons. The record is from RefSeq and is a predicted model, not a curated record.